CAUACUUAGGUACAUAUGUAUGUAUGUAUCUAUUUAAAUGUAUGGGCUGGGAGGUGUGAAUAUAAGUUAGUCAGCAGUAAAUAAUUCAGCUCACGGCAACCUAACUGUGUUUUCGCCACGCAAUACAUAAAUAUGUACAUAUUCCACACGAACAAUAAAACUUAGCAAGAAAUUCCUGAGGCGAAAAAACGAAGCUUUGCGAGCCUUGAAAAUUAGCGUACACAUCUACAAGCGAGGCGUAAGCGUGAUUGGUGAAUUGCUAUAGUGAGAACUGCUGGUGGUGGCUCAUAAAACUAACCGCUCAUAGUAUAAGGAUAUUUUAUAUGCAUCCCGUUUGUAGCGAACAGUGCGGCGGCACACUUCGAAUUAGUUAGUAAUUGAAGUUGACGCGGUACACAAGUGUUCGCGCCAUGUUAAAUAUUUCAUUUUUUUUGUUUAUGAUGACGUCGCAACGAUACAUUUUUUUUUAACUUCACUUUCACUUUCACAUAACCAUGGCGGAAGUUCAAUUUGUGUGCACAUGUUCGUGUUUGUGUAGUGAAGAGUAAUUUGAAGUUGUGUUGUGAUUUUUCAGUGAUACUAACGUGGGCAUUUUAUUUUAUUAUUUAAUAAAUGUACAUAUGUAUGUUCAUACAUAUGGGCUGCAUUUACCUACAUACAUACAUGUACAUAUGUAAGGCUUUGAAAUUAUACGACAAAAAUGCAUAAAGUUGCAGAUAUGCCUUCAAUAAGUUUGAAACCAGUUUUAUAAUAGUUAAAAAUUUUGAUUCGAGGUAGUGAGCAGGACAACGCAACGCAUACCUAUUUAAAUACAUAUGCACAUACAUACAUAUUUGAGUUGCAACAGCAAUAGCUGAGGGCUGGCGUGGCGAUGGAUUGGCGGAAUGCGAACAGUAAUAACUACGAUUGGAAUCGCUCAUUUUCCGAACCAGAUUUAACAGAUCCAUUUAAGCGUUCGAAUCGGUUUAACAUUAAACAUCCGCAUGAGUUUAUUUCCGUGGAUGAUUUAAAAUUUUUCAGGCGGAGGAAACACCCACCGGACCAACAUUCACGAAGCAAUAUUUGUCUGCAACCAAGUGAUGAACCAGCGCUUCCAUUUAGCUCCCUUAAAUCUGAGUACCAGCGACAAUUUCGAGGUUUAUAUAACAAUUUAAGGCCGAUUCUUUUACGAAGAUCCACAUCAUUGUACUUUAAAGGCUUAAUGCAAAAUAAAUCUGAACAUCAGGAGCAAUUUCAUUGGUACACACCGGAAGACUUGAAGUACUGUCGUUCAACUUCUGUAAGAAACUCCAAAAACUUGUUUGCGUCUGGUGAAAUAAGUAUGGAGCCAGAGUAUCGUUCAUCGUACAUUUCAUAUCCGAUGGUGGAUCGAACUACAAAAAUACUGCCACGUGAAGCAUUUCGCCUCGAUCCUGACCCAGUAGAAAAAAAAAUUCAUCCAACCGUUCAAGAGGUUCCUUCCUGCCAAAAACUUGCAAAUGAUAAAAGUUUACGUGAACUUGCCGCUCGCAACCUUCAGAAAAGUCGCCUGCAGCAAUACGUUGGAGAUAAUAAAUACAACACCGCGCCAUCUGAGUACAAACGCCAAUUCGUACAAUUUCCCAUCGAAAAAGCACACUCCAUACCACAAAUAUCUCAUAUAAAAAUACAAGGUAAAUUUGGGGGUGUGCCAGAAUAUCAAGACUGUUUCAAAAUGUAUGACAAUUAUUCGAAAAGCGCACCAAUAAAAAAAGUUGACAAUUUGCGAGUAUCUGGUGCUGAAAUAGUAGAAAAGGCAAAUGAUGAUACUAAAUUACCAGAAUAUCGGGAGAAAUUUCGUGAACCACCGAAAAGUGUAUCGAAAGAAAAAGCAAUUAAAAUCCCUGACCAUCUGCAUCCAAACGGACAAUUUUCGAAAGAUAUUCCAGAAUAUUACGAAAGCUUUCGUGAUCCGAAGAUUACACAGAUGCCAGAACGUGGUAAAUGUCGGGAACCAUAUUUACGCCUCAAAGGUAAAAUCGAAUUCAACCCAGAAUAUCGCAACACUUUUUUGGAUUUCCCACGUUCACGGCCAAUCAUACGAAAACCAGCUUCCACAUUUCGUCUGCCAAAUUCAUCAACUACGUCCAACACGACGCUUAUUAAAAGUCCCAAAUCUGCACGUCGCAAAUUUAAAUCGUAUUCCCCAAAACGAAAGGAGUAUAUUGAAAAUUCCCCAAUUACAGACGUCACCACAACGCCGGAAUAUCGUCGCGCUAAUUACCAAUAUCAGCUGCGCGAACGUACUCCCACACGCGAACCCAAGGAGGAGAAAGGAGAAAAGGUUGUUGGUUCAGUAUCCAACACUAAAUAUGUGUCCAUCGCAACCCAACGCAAAAGUUCCGAAUCGUCAACGGAUGUACCCGGUAAGUCGUCAUAUUUGCAGAAGCGACGUACUUCCCGCCAUCGCCAAGCAACUAUUGGUUGUCAUCAUGGUCCAGGUGCACCACCGAGUUUUGAAAAUGUUGUGGGUUGUGCAACAAAAAAGGCAGCAAAAUUUGGCAGGCGUGCAUCUAUGCUUCAGAACACAUCAACUCUGGGUAAGGACAGAACGGGAUAUGCCAUGUCGAAUCAAAAAGCCAACGAUGAGUCAUUCCUUGUGCUGAACGAGCCUUGUAAAAAGUCACACUGGAUGAAGAAGUCCUGGUACGAAUCGUAAUUGUAUUAUUGUAUGUGGAAUGAAAAUUUUAGUAGAGUAAUUUGUGUUUACAAUGGAAGAUAUACUAAAAUAAAUGUUUACUAGCUUUAACCCUUACUAGCAAAUAUACCCCGCUCCGCCUUUGAGCAAUUGAAAAAUUGUGCCAAAUAUUUGGAAUAUACAUGCAUACCAGUGUAGCCAAAAAUGGGCUUUUCCUAUCAAAACUGGUACGGUUUUUCCCAUUUGGAAGGUUGGUAGGCUAGAUUGGAUUUUGGUAGGUUCCGCGACAAUAAUAGUUAUUUGCGAAAAAUAUAAAAUAUGUAUCCUGGUGACAAAGCAACGCAAGUAAAAGUGGGUUCCACCUUCAGCAAGCUGCACCGACGGUACAGGAGCUAUGGGCACCUGUCCAACGGAUGCCCUUGGUGUCAUUACAGACAUUCCUCCUUUGUCUAUUUUGUUUGAAAAAGAGGGCUGCUGAAGUGCCCUACAACUGCCCAAUAUGAUCAGCAAGAAAUUUUGGGAUCCUCGGGGUCAUUUGGAGGUUCUUAAGCCAUUUCUGGAUAAUCGCGAGUUAUCCUUCUACAAACCCUACAAGGUAACAAUUCCUGAAGGGGACUUCUGUGAAGUGAUAGUAACUAUGAUUGACGAAAGGUCCCACGCAUGGUAUACCGACGGAUCAAAUUAAAUAUUUGUCGGAUAGUCAGGCAGGUUAAAGGUCUUGGACUCUUCUAAAACGGCAGCAGGCUUGUGGAAAGCUGUAAAACUUUUUUGAACCACUUGGAAGCUCACAAUAACAUAACACUGUGAUGGAUUCUGGGACAUGAAGGGUUUGAAGACAAUUAAAUCUGACUGUCUCGCAAAGCGGUGAGCCCAAAUGCACUAGCAUAAGGUUGGAGUGAUUACAAUUAGGGUUAAGAGCAAUAGAUCU
Molecule: messenger RNA, 3584 nt
Organism: Rhagoletis zephyria (snowberry fruit fly)
Lineage: Eukaryota; Metazoa; Arthropoda; Insecta; Diptera; Tephritidae
Source: RefSeq, a predicted model, not a curated record